AUGUUGUGUCACAGUUUCUUACAUGCCACGCUUCUUCGUGAUCUUCUUCGACUUGCCCGCGGCGGCUUUCCCCUUCUUGCGCUUGAAGCCGCUCUCGUUCGGCAGCUCGCCGUCGUGCGUGUCCAUGCGCUCCGCCUCGCCCUUGCCGGGCCGCUUCGCGCGCGGCCGCUCGAGGUCCUGGAGGAUGGCCGAGGCGCGCGCCGCGUCGGAGCCCCGCGCGGACGCGACGCUCAGGAACUGGCGCUUGCGGCCGCGCGCGGGCCCCGACGGCCGCUUGCCCUCGCCGGCGACGACGGCGUCGAACUGGCCGAGCGACGCCGUCGCGACCUGGGCGCGCUCGAGCGCGCCCUUGACGCCGGCCUUGCCCUUCUUUUUCCCUUGCAGGUCGACGGGCAGGCCGGACGGCACGCCCUCCGGCUCGGGCCCUCUUUUCUUUUUGCGGGCCCGCGCGUCGUUGGCGUCGCGCUGCGCGGCGUUCUUGGCGACGCGCGCCUUCUUCUCGGCGCGCGCCUCCUCGCGCGGGUCCACGCCCUCGGCCGCGUCGCGCUCGGAGACCUCGAUGAUCGGCGCGUCCGCCUCGUCGCCGCCCACCUUGUCGUAGCCCCAGGCCGGCGCCCACUUCUCCCGCUCCUCGUCCCAGGCCAUGCGGGACCUCUUCUUUUUGGGGGCGAUGCCCUUCUCCUUGGCGAACUUCUCCCACUUCGUCUCGGCGCGCGGCUGGGGCACGGGCUUUUCGCGCGGCAGCGCCGUCGUCGCGGCGGGCAGCGUGAUGACGGGGCCCUCGUUCGUCUUUUCGACGGGCAGCGCAAACAACCCGGCGACCAGCAGCUGCGUCGCGUCGCGCGCCUGCGCCGUCAGCGCUUCGCCCGUUUCCGCGGGCACUUUGUACGUGGCGCUCAGGUGGUGCAGGUCCAAGGAGACGUGCUCUUCGAUGUCUGGCUCGGCCAUUGCUAUGUAGCACCUCUGCUGCAGGCUAGCUGAUUCUACUGACAGGCGCAGCGCGGCGCCUCAAAUUUUUUUUAUGUAACGAGCAGUUCACCAGUGCGAUCGCUCGCAAAUUUGUGGACCGUGCCGAUGAGUUAUGUCGAGCUGAGGCACGCGUUUUUUAC
Pelagomonas calceolata is the source of this 1109-nucleotide messenger RNA. The record is from the annotation of a GenBank genome assembly. NCBI's taxonomy places the organism in Eukaryota, Pelagophyceae, Pelagomonadales, Pelagomonadaceae.